Molecule: messenger RNA, 702 nt
Organism: Clonostachys byssicola
Lineage: Eukaryota; Fungi; Ascomycota; Sordariomycetes; Hypocreales; Bionectriaceae
Source: the annotation of a GenBank genome assembly
AUGACUUCGCAAACCGACCGCCUACUUAUUCUUGUCGGUUCUGGUCCAGGAAUUGGGAGACAUAUCGCUUGCGAGUUUGCCUCAAAGAGGUUUAACAAAGUUGCCCUCCUCGCCCGGAAUGCCGGGAGGCUGGCAGAAGACCAGGCGGCAGUCCAGGCCGCUACGGACGGAAAAGCAGAAGUGAGGACAUACCUUGUUGACAUAACGAACGACGAUGAAUUUAUCGCAACACUGGACAAGAUCGAGAGGGAGAUGGGGUUACCAGAGGUUUUCUAUUACAACGCGGCUAGGGUCGCGCUCAGCAAACUUCUUGAAUCUGACGCCAAGGAGAUGGAACAUGAUUUCCAGAUCAAUUGCAAAUCGCUACACACUGCUGCCAAAUGGGCGAUCCCGCGUCUAGUGUCUUUGGCCGACGCAGAUGCAGAUGCACGACCCUCACUGCUGGUGACAAGCUCCUUGUUACCAUUGGACCCCAUUCCAGACAUGUUCGCCCUCUCUAUGGCCAAGGCAGCACAAAGAAACAUGACGCAGUCGCUCGCCAAGGUGUAUGGCCCCAAGGGCGUCCACGUUGGCAUGGUUCUCGUGGGCGGCCCCGUGGAUCCGGCUCAUGAAACGCUGAGCCCAUCCAACAUUGCGUCUCGCACGUGGGGAUUGUUUGAAGAGCCAAAGGAAAAUCAGACCUUUGAGAUUCAGGUUGUAUAA